This is a messenger RNA of Alligator mississippiensis (American alligator), 1427 nucleotides long. RefSeq names its product UDP-GlcNAc:betaGal beta-1,3-N-acetylglucosaminyltransferase 8 (gene B3GNT8). Gene Ontology annotation, cellular component: membrane. The coding region runs from base 212 to 1381 and encodes 389 amino acids. NCBI's taxonomy places the organism in Eukaryota, Metazoa, Chordata, Crocodylia, Alligatoridae. The record is from RefSeq and is a predicted model, not a curated record. The transcript has 2 exons. Gene Ontology annotation, molecular function: protein N-acetylglucosaminyltransferase activity.
GGGGCGGGGAGGGCGCGGCCGCCUCGGCAGCGGGAGGCGCCGGAUCGGGGCCGGGAGCGGGGCCGGGACCCGCGCAGGAAGCUCCAGGACCCAGAACUCACCUGCUCCCUGGUACAGGGCAUUGUGGGAAGGGCUUGGAGGACCCUGCAGCACCUGGCUGAGGGGAUCAGGGCCUCCCUGCCCCACCCCUUGUCCUUCCAGCUCCCUCCUGAUGAGCAGGAUGCGGUACCACAAGUGCCUGACGGUGGCACUGGCCCUGGCCACACUCCUCUGCCUGGAUGCCUACAUCCGCUGGAGCCCGCUGGGGGAGCCCGAUCCUGUCCCCCUGCCGCUUGCCACCACCCCUGCACCCCCUACCACCCCGGCGCCCCCACUGCCCCUGCACCACAGCCUGCAGAUCCUGGCCAACAUGGUGCCCCGGGCAGAUGCCUACUGGAACCGGCAGCUGCACCAGCGCCUGGAGGAGUUGGGAGGUGGCAACGGCACCAGCGCCAGCGCUGGCACAGCGGCGUCCCUGGGUGUCCCCGACUGGGCGGCUUACCCAGAGCCCCUGCAACGCUUCGUGAGCCAUGGCGCCCGUCGCCACUACCCGCUGCUCCUGGAGCCGUCGCGGCCGUGUCCCCCGGACGGCCCCUUCCUGCUGCUGGCCAUCAAGUCGGCGCCGGGCGCCUUCGCCGAGCGCCAGGCUGUGCGGCAGAGCUGGGGGCAAGCGGGCGCUGGAGUCCGCACCGUGUUCCUGCUGGGGGCACCUGACGGGGACGGGGACACCCCGGACAUCUCGGGGCUGGUGGCCUGGGAGAGCCGGGCCCACGGCGACGUCCUGGCCUGGGGUUUCCAAGAUGCCUUCUUCAACCUGACACUCAAGGGGCUGCUCUUCCUGGGCUGGGCCGGCGCCCACUGCCCCGGCGCCCGCUUCGUGCUGCUGGGCGACGACGACGUCUUCGUCAACACGCCGCGCCUGCUGCAGCUGCUGGCGGGGCUGGGCCCGGGGCCCGUGUACGCCGGGCACGUGAUGGCUGGGGCCUGGCCCGUGCGGGCGCCGGGCAGCAAGUACUAUGUGCCCGAGAGCUUCUACGCCGGGCCCUACCCAGCCUACGCAGGCGGCGGGGGCUACGUCUUCUCCGGGGCGCUGCUGGGGCCGCUGCAGGUGCUGGCCGGGUUGCUGCCGCCCUUCCCCAUCGAUGACGUCUUCGCCGGGCUCUGCUUCCGGGCGCUGGGGGUGGCUGCCCGGCCCCACCCUGGCUUCCGCACCUUCGACAUCGCGCCCAGCGACCGCGCCAGCCCCUGUGCCCACCGUGCCCUGCUGCUCGUGCACCGGCGCCAGCCCCCCGAGACGCUGCGGCUGUGGAGGCAGGUCCGCGACCCGCAGCUGCAGUGCUAGGAUGGUGGGGGGGGGGCUGUGUGUGUGUGUGGGGGGGUGCAGCCUU